UAUCGUUAUCAGUUAUCUCUUGUGCGAUUUCAGAUCCUGAGCCAGCUGAGUUGCAGCUUUUCAGCCUCUUUUUCGUGUUUUCUGUGAAAUUGGCCUUUAUUAAUUAGUAUUUUCAGCGCAAGUACAUCUACCACGAUGGAUUCUAACUUGACUUAUCUCCUGUUGUUUUGGACAAGCACCCAGUGAUCAUGCUCCUCAACACCGUCAAGCUUGAGUUUUCUGGAACAUUACUUAGACUAUUUUUGCUAAUUAAUCGUAGUAAUAAAAAAAAUAAACCCCGAGGAAAAUGAACCCUUGCCCUUUGAUAACAGUUGGGUUUCCUGAGAUCGCUGUCUUCACUUUCUCAUACUGCUGUUCUUUAUCAGUAGUUGUUCAACCUCCUCCGUAAACUCAUGAAGUUGUAUUUUUAUUAACUCAUCAAUUUCAGGUUCAGUCGUUACUGUUCCGCUGUGAUUUAGCUCUUAUUCUUUCCUUUUAAUUGUCCAAUUUUUUUCCCCCAUUGUCUGGUAAUUUAAAUAGCCCCUCUAUUUUCAAAUACCUCCGUUAUGGUGACCGAAGAAGAUUCUACUUAUCUUGGAUUAGAUUUUAGCACUCAACAGUUGAAAGGUGUUAUUGUGAACCAUAAAUUGGAAAUUCUCCACGAAACGCAUGUACAGUUUGACAGCUCUUUACCAGAAUACAGAACCCAUUGUGGAGUUAUUCAUGGCUCAGAUCCGAAAAAUAUCACUGCUCCAACUGUCAUGUGGGUAAAAGCACUCGAUUUGCUAUUGGAUCAAUUAGGAGCAGAUGGAGCAGAUUUUAGCAAAUUGGCAGCAGUCUCUGGAUCAGGGCAGCAACAUGGGACUGUUUACUGGCAGAACAACGCAAGGAAAACUCUCAAAUCUUUAGAUCCAUCAAACUUUCUUUACACUCAAUUAGCUUCAAGUUUUUCUGUCCCUUAUGGACCUGUUUGGAUGGAUUCAAACACCUCAAAACAGUGCAGUGAUAUGGAAAAAGCUGUCGGAGGACCGGAGAGGUUAGCUGAAAUCACUGGGUCUAAAGCCUACGAACGCUUCUCAGGGCCUCAAAUACGAAAAAUUUAUGAAUCAAAACCAUCUGCUUACGAUGGCACUGAGCGGAUAUCUCUUGUGAGUAGUUUUGGAUGCUCUCUCUUUCUUGGUGACUAUGCCCCCAUUGAUUUUUCUGAUGGGUCAGGCAUGAAUCUAAUGGAUGUACAAUCCAAAAAGUGGUCCCAGGAAUGCCUUGAUGCAUGCGCACCUAAUUUGAGUUCCAAAUUAGGAGAACUAACAGCAUCCUCCUCCUUGGUAGGCACAGUCAGCGAAUAUUUUGUGGAGAGAUUUGGGUUUAAUCCUGACACAAAAAUAGUGUCUUUCACGGGUGAUAAUCCUGCCUCUCUAGCCGGAAUGUGCCUGAAAAAGAAUGAUGUAGCAAUUAGCUUGGGCACUAGUGAUACACUAUUUCUAUGGCUAGACAAACCUGUCACUCUUCCUGAUGGCCAUGUGCUUGUGAAUCCAGUCGAUGAAAAUGCAUACAUGAUUUUGCUGUGCUUUAAAAAUGGCUCUCUUACUAGAGUUAGACUCAGGGAUCACCUUGCCAAAGGGUCAUGGUCAAAUUUCAAUAAUCUGCUGAGCUGUACUCCCCGUGGUAAUUUUGGUUACAUAGGAUUAUACUUUGAUUCCCAAGAGAUCAUACCAUGGGCUCUAGGAGAGCAUAGAUACGAUGAAGAUGAUAAACCUAUUCCUAAAUUCCAGUCUCCGGAAAUUGAGAUCAGAGCUUUGGUUGAAGGCCAGUUCAUUGCAAAGCGAGCUCAUGCUGAAGAUAUAGGAUUUGCAAUUGGUGAACAUUCAAGAAUUAUUGCUACAGGCGGAGGAUCAAAUAAUCCAGCUAUGCUUCAAGUUUUGUCGGAUGUUUUCAAUUCUCCUGUUUAUGCUCAAGAUUGUUCAAAUUCAUCUAUGCUCGGUGCUGCCUAUCAGGCCAAAUUUGGAUUGAUGAAAAGCCAAAAUAAAGAAUUGACCUUCUCCGAUGUUACUUCAACAGCACCUGCUCCGAAACUAGUUUGUACCCCAUCGCAUGAUGCUAGACAGAUUUAUGAUCCCAUGGUCGAGCGAUAUCGCAAAAUAGUUGCAAAAUUCAAGAAACAUUGAUGGCUCAUCUCCACCCUCACCUCAGGUAUUGAUAUGAAGAUAGUUUCACGCUUCAGAAAAUAUAAUUUUUUUUUUAAAUUAUUUUUUAGUUAUGAAGAUUUCUUAAUUCAGGGAUAAACAAUGAACUGCUUUUUAUGAAAAGAAUGUUUUCCUGGGGGAGCAAAAUAAUUAAAGUUCAAGUGAUAUUUUACACAACGAAAAUAUACAUUUUCUGUACAUGUCUCAUAGGCUAUGAGAAUAUUCAAAUUUAGUGAUAGGUUGAUUCUCUCUUUCCUGGACCAGUAGCAUUGACCAGUCAAGUGAACAUGAAGACUGAUCGAAAGGAGAAAAAAAUAAUCAGUCUCCUAUGCAGCAAAAGUAAAACUUGUCUACUUGCUCACAAUGAGUUCAGGUACAGCGUUUUGUGGUUGAUAAUCUCAGGUGUUAACGCAAGAAAAUAUGUCUGACAGUUCAUAAAUCUUUGUACUUAAAAAAACAAAUUGUUGAGAAAAUUUAGUAUGUGCUUCAAUUGUACUGAACACUUUAAAGUACCUAUUAUCGUUGCUUAGCAAGUGUAGUUGAAAACGUUUGAACUAAAAGGCCAGGCUCUAAAAUUAUACUGUUAACUAACUAAUGUCACUAAAAUUAUUCAAUUGGUAAUUUUUGCUUGCUGAUGAGUUGUUUUUUAAGUAUCUAAAUGAAUAUUUUUAAUCUACACAUGUACGUCACUCUAUUUUGACUGUAAAACCAAUUUUUGUCAAAGAUUUUUUAUCUUUGUAUCUGCAGCACAAGUGUCUUAAUCAUUCCAAAAUGUUUAUUUUUCUAAGUUAUUUUUAUGUUUUCUAGGCCUUCUAUGUUUCCUUUCCUUUAGAGAAUUUUCUCUUAUACUAAAUCCUGUGAUUGUAUACUUUAAAUUUAGACAAGAUUUUCUAAUAAGUUCAAUGCAAAGAAAUCUGUUCAGGUACUUAGUCAACUUCACACAAACAUUUCUCCGGAGAAAACUGAAAUGUUAACUGAAGUUGAAGGUGUCAGGUACUUAGCCAAUUGAGUUUCACAGCUUUUCAUUUGCGCUGAUUAAAUUUUAAGUUUUAAACAGGUGUGUGAUGAAUUUAGUAGAAUCAGUAAUAUCACUCUAAUCUUUUUACUUAGAUCGAGCGUAAACUAUUCAAGUUUAGAAUAUUUGAUCAGCACACAAGAAAAGAGAGAAUGUUCUUCCAAGAUUUUCUGUAAUUUUUUUUCUCAGGUGUCUUGCUGAGACAAGGUUACAUGUAUUUGUUUUUGUGAAUUUCAUGCAUCAGUAUCACUCCCCCCCUCCUCUUGUAAAUCAUCCUUCAUUGUCCCUUUUUUUCACUCUUAUCUGUGAUGUGCUAUCCAAAAAAGCAUUCCUAUGGAAACAAAAAUGCGUCACCUAGUGAGAAUUUUGUUUUUAGCCUGUUUUAUUAUUUAUUUUUGAUGUGCAAUGAAUUUUAUUUAAGAUAUCUUGUCUCAUGUUUCAUUUGGAAGAAGCAGUUUGACUUUUGUUACUUUAUUUUUGGAGUUUUAUUCUGAAAAAAAAAAAAAGGCGGGGAAAAAUUAACAUUUAAGACCCCUGUAUCUAUGCAGUGGGUCAGCUCUAGCGAGUUAAGCAGCUAUCGCAUGUAUAGUCCCCACUGCGCAGUUGACAGUUUGCGCAUGGGCAGAGACUGUACGUUUGGUAGCUGCUCUACAGAGUUCAGUCAUGCCAGGCUGACAGAUGCUCCAUUUUCAGUUUAAAAAAGUUAAUUUCUAACUAAAUUGUUAUGUCAGUCGUCUUCAAUGUAAUGAAUUUUACUUUCAUUCCCCAGUCUGUUGUUUAUAAUGUGUACUUAAAGUUAUACCUACCUAGUUAAAUUAUGAACCGUUUCUAAUUCGAUUUAUUGGACUAAAAAUGUUACUAAGCUGCAUUGUGAACUUUCUCUGUUUGGAUUUUUUAUCCGCAAAGUUGUACAAUUUUCAAUGUAGUAUUUUACUCUGCCUCUACAGGAAAGUGAGGGUAAGAUUAUUCAUUUUUGUUGGAGACAGGAUUUCAUAAAAUUUAAUUUAUCUCGCCCAGCCUUGUGCUAUCUUUGUCUUGAGCCUUACGCGGGAUUAAUUCAUGGUUUACCAAAGAGGGUGUUAGUUGUUUUUGUGUAAAUGUUUUCUCACUAGUUUUAGUAUUGUCUAAGUUCUUCCUUAUGGAUAAAGCUAAGCUUUUUAUCUCUUUUUUUGUACGAGAUACAAAUAGACUUCUCUCGGACUUUUUUGACUAAUGCUCCCAUAUUUAUACAUAAAGUAGGUAGCCUCCUGUCUAGUUGUAAGUUCAUUGCACUGUUGUAAAGUCUCACUAAAUGAAAGAGUUAAGAGAGAUAGUUUUUUUGUAAUUUAUAGAGAAGUUUAUUGGAAUUGAAAAAUUACACCAAAGCCCAUGACAUGGUGAACUUUAUAUUUACUUGAAUAUUCAGGCAAAAAGUUGGCUUUAAUCUUCAGUUUCUUAUGAGUAAGUGAAGGAAACACUGAGAUAAAAGAUAACUCCUCAAUUUUAUCAAAAAUGCCACUCAGUUCCUUUAUUUGUCACCCUCAUCUUCUUUUACACUUUUCAGACUAGGGAUGAAAUUCUCAAGAUACCCGUAGGUAAUAUGUAGAACAUGCAUCUUUGAUUUUAAGAUAUUAUAAUGAGAUCUGGAAAAUUCAUUUCUCAAAAUAAGAGAAAAUAUGGAUCGUGAAAAUACCUCCCUUGCUUAGAUGCACCGCUGGGUCUGUGCUUCAUCAGUUACGAUCAUAGGAUUAGCAUUUAAGAAUUAUUUCAAAUGAAAAUUAUACUAUUUCUCAAUGCUGCGAUAACUGUUACAGGCCUAUAUGUUGGUGAUGAGUGCUACAAAUUGAAAAUUUAGUCCUUUCAUCACAAUAUUUUUUCUUAGCACUAGAUCCUAGUUUCCUUAAAGACCCGGCAAAAAUAAGAGGGGGGGUAUGUAUAUCAUUAAUAUUAUUAAAUAUUGCUGGGAAGCUUUUAUUAUUUUGAAGUUCUUAACCGACAAAAUGGUGCUAAGAGCGUGGUCUUUUUUGCUAAUACUGUUACUCUAAUUUCAUUAAAAUCUAAACUUUUUUUUAGAGUUAGUUGAACUUCUAUGUUUAUGUGAAGAAUAUAAUCAAAGAAAGAUUUUAUACCACUUUUAAUUCCUAACUAUAACAUUUUCUUGUCCAAGUAACCUCUAGAAAAAAGAAGAACAAUAUUGUCAAUAUACUAACAUCCUUACUUUUUUUUGUCCCACAACUAAAUUAAGCUUUGUGCCUUUACCAAAUGAAUUUUUAAUUACUGUUUUAACUAUUAGCAUAAUUUGUCCGUGAGCAUUAUAGUCCUCAUGUUUUACUCACCACUUUUUUAAUGAUUGUUGAAUUAAUAAAUUGUUUAUUUCUGUACUUUACA
Molecule: messenger RNA, 5544 nt
Organism: Bemisia tabaci
Lineage: Eukaryota; Metazoa; Arthropoda; Insecta; Hemiptera; Aleyrodidae
Product: xylulose kinase
Biological process (GO): phosphorylation; xylulose metabolic process; D-xylose metabolic process
Cellular component (GO): cytosol
Molecular function (GO): D-xylulokinase activity
Source: RefSeq, a predicted model, not a curated record